Hydatigera taeniaeformis is the source of this 303-nucleotide messenger RNA. The record is from the annotation of a GenBank genome assembly. NCBI's taxonomy places the organism in Eukaryota, Metazoa, Platyhelminthes, Cestoda, Cyclophyllidea, Taeniidae.
AUGCUCGGAUCGGUUCUCGUCCUCCUCAGUGGAUCGGGUAAUCACCACCACGCCAAGCAGUUGGAGCAGCGUGGUAAACGAUUGAGACGUUGGAAGGAGAAUCCACGUCAUGUAGAUGCAAACGAGAGCCUUCCACAUGCACGCAUUGGGAAAGGUGGAGGUGGUGACGUUAGAGGUGCUUUCAAGGCAACGCAUAAGGCGACACAGGAGACAGUCGAUUUGACGGACACUGAAGUGUUAGCCUCUUUCCCAUCUGUCAUGCUUCAAUCGCCUCCACCCAGUGCCGUGCGACUGGAGCGCUGA